AUGACAUCUACCCCACAAAAGACCGAUGCAGUUGCAUCAACGCCAGCCUCUGCAGGCACCUAUGAUAUCCGCGAAUUACCAGACUAUGACACUGAUUUUAUUCGACGCGAAGAUCUAAAGAGUUUUGCAGAAGCCCUAACUGCCCCCAGUACCGAGCCCGUGACGGCUUUGAAUGAUUGGGGUCCAGUGAGACAGCGUGUGAAGAGAAGUCGAGUCCGACGGAAAGCGGCGCCGCGAUCCAAGGAUGAGACUCGCGAAGGCUUCGUCUAUACGAUCCUGUACUAUCCUUUAUUGCUCAUUGUCUGUGGCUGGAUAGUGUUUCUCUUCAUCAUUUACAAUUUGACCCGGCUCUACAUCUACGCUUACGAGCAUGUAUUUUCAUGGACCGGGGAACGCGAAAGACUGCGCAGACAACUACAGCAAGCGACUACCUACGACGAAUGGCAAGAAGCCGCCCACCGUCUCGACCAGUAUCUUGGGAAUGAGGAGUGGAAGCACUCCGACCCAUACUCCUAUUACAACCACCAAACCGUGAAAAAGGUCACCGCCCAACUGGCCGAGCUACAUCGGAGAGCGAUAGCCGAGUCUCAAAGACACCAAGGGGGAGAUGGCGGCCUCGUGGCAUUGAAUGAAUUGAAGUCACUGCUCGAAAGUUGCGUCAAGAACAACUUUGUUGGCGUGGAAAAUCCACAUCUGUACAGUGAGACUUAUAUUGGUACGAAGGACUUGAUACAAACCUUCGUCGAUCAAGUUGAGCGAAGUCUUCGAUUCGUGCUCGAGAAUAAACAAAUCACCGACAAAGAAAAGGUAUCAUUCUUCCGGCAUCUCGAAUUAAACUAUGGGCGCACGGCACUUUGCCUUUCUGGGGGCGCGACCUUUGCGUAUUACCAUUUCGGUAUUGUCAAAGCCCUGCUUGACACAGGUCAGCUUCCUGAAAUUAUCACCGGUACGUCUGGCGGCGCUCUGGUGGCGGCCCUGGUGGCGACCAGAACGGACGAGGAAUUAAAGAAACUCCUGGUACCGGCAUUGGCAUAUCGUAUCAGGGCCUGUCACGAGGGAUUUGCCACAUGGAUUCGCAGAUGGUGGCGUACUGGUGCGAGAUUCGAUUCGCUUGACUGGGCGAUGCAAUGCAGCUGGUUCUGCCGGGGCUCGUUGACUUUUCGAGAAGCAUAUCAGAGAACUGGCCGCAUCCUCAACGUCUCAUGUGUUCCCUCUGAUCCCCAUUCCCCAACGAUCUUGAAUAACCACAUUACGAGUCCCGACUGCGUCAUUUGGUCUGCGGUGCUUGCGUCUGCGGCUGUCCCUGGAAUUCUCAACCCAAUCGUGCUAAUGCGAAAGACGAACGACGGAAAACUGGUGCCUUACUCAUUUGGCAACAAAUGGAAAGAUGGAAGCUUGCGUACAGACAUUCCCUUGAAAGCACUCAACAUCCACUUCAACGUCAACUUCUCCAUUGUUUCUCAGGUCAACCCGCAUAUCAAUUUGUUCUUCUUCUCACCUCGAGGAUCACCAGGUCGGCCAGUCACACAUCGCAAGGGCCGAGGCUGGCGUGGAGGAUUCCUUGGGUCCACCAUUGAGACCUCGGUGAAGCUCGAUCUACAAAAAUAUCUCAAGAUUCUGCGACACCUUGAGCUGCUGCCUCGGCCCCUGGGUCAGGAUUGGAGUGAGAUUUGGCUACAACGAUUCUCUGGAACGGUGACCAUCUGGCCCAAAACGAUCAUUAGCGACUUUUGGAACAUCCUCACCGACCCUACUCCUCGUCGACUGGAUCGAAUGCUCAUCGUCGGGCAGCGUAGCUGCUGGCCAAAGAUUCGCUUCAUCUCCAAUCGCUUGAAGAUUGAAAGGGUCAUUCUGGAGGGGCUGCGAAUGGGAGGUCCCAUUGACGACGGCGGGCGUGUGCCAAACCCUGUCCUUGAGCAACAGGCUCAGGAGGCUCUCCUACGCGCCCGGAGACGACCUGGGACCGAUGAAAACUCGUCGUCAACAGAAAACAAACUCCUCAAACCAGCAAUGUCGCCUGUGCGGAGGCAAAGCAGUAUCCUUGAGGAACUCACAAGACAGGCUUCCGUGCUGUGGCAUGACGACGGGGCCACUGAGGGAGAGGAUGACGCUGUGACAACAGAUGACGCGGAGGGUGAAGACGGCCUGGUACAAUCCCCUGCAGAGAUGACACAAUGA
Fonsecaea nubica is the source of this 2178-nucleotide messenger RNA. RefSeq lists its product as hypothetical. Lineage: Eukaryota; Fungi; Ascomycota; Eurotiomycetes; Chaetothyriales; Herpotrichiellaceae. Bases 1 to 2178 code for a protein of 725 amino acids. The record is from RefSeq and is a predicted model, not a curated record. Gene Ontology annotation, biological process: lipid metabolic process. Gene Ontology annotation, molecular function: triacylglycerol lipase activity. The transcript has a single exon.